Triticum aestivum (bread wheat) is the source of this 1357-nucleotide messenger RNA. Its product is annotated as tetraketide alpha-pyrone reductase 1. The coding region runs from base 65 to 1111 and encodes 348 amino acids. Lineage: Eukaryota; Viridiplantae; Streptophyta; Magnoliopsida; Poales; Poaceae. The record is from RefSeq and is a predicted model, not a curated record. The transcript is spliced from 6 exons. Gene Ontology annotation, molecular function: oxidoreductase activity, acting on the CH-OH group of donors, NAD or NADP as acceptor.
ACAAAAAUGGGGUGAUGAACCAUUCUUGAUCCUCCUCCUCUAGAAUGUUCUUUGACGUGCUUAUAUGAGAAGCUGGAUUUGCAUCAAAUCUCAGCUUCACCACUUCCAGUUCGAGAGAAUGGUGAGCUCAACCAAGGGCAAAGUGUGUGUAACUGGGGCCUCAGGCUUUCUCGCCUCUUGGCUCAUCAAAAGGCUUCUCGAGUGUGGAUAUCAUGUGAUAGGGACAGUCAGAGACCCAGGGAAUCGAAAAAAAGUGGGACACCUUUGGAAACUGCCUGGUGCAAAUGAGAGGCUCCAACUUGUGAGAGCUGAUUUAUUGGAGGAAGGGAGCUUUGACGAUGCUGUGAUGGCUUGUGAGGGCGUCUUCCACAUCGCAUCGCCUGUCCUCGGGAAAUCCGACUCCAAUUGCAAGGAAGCAACACUUGGUCCUGCAAUUAAUGGUACCCUAAACGUGCUAAGGUCGUGCAAGAAGAGUCCGUUUCUCAAAAGGGUUGUUCUCACAUCUUCAUCGUCCGCGGUGAGGAUUAGGGACGAAACUCAGCAGCCAGAACUGUUGUGGGAUGAAACAACGUGGAGCUCUGUGCCACUCUGCGAAAAGCUACAGCUAUGGUAUGCCCUGGCAAAGGUAUUUGCAGAGAAAGCAGCAUUGGACUUUGCCAAGGAGAAUAACAUUGACCUUGUCACCGUUCUUCCGUCAUUCGUGAUUGGGCCCAGUUUGUCCCAUGAACUGUGUACAACUGCUUCUGAUAUCCUUGGCUUGCUUCAGGGUGACACGGACAGGUUCACUUCGUAUGGGAGGAUGGGAUAUGUUCACAUCGACGACGUUGCACGGAGCCACAUUCUAGUGUAUGAAACACCCGAGGCAAGGGGCAGAUAUCUGUGCAGUUCAGUGGUUCUGGAUAACAAUGAAUUGGUUGGCUUACUCACAAAGCAGUUUCCAGUAUUCCCUAUUCCAAGGAGGCUCAACAACCCCUACGGAAAGCAGGCGUAUCAGCUAAACACAUCCAAGCUCCAGGGGCUGGGCCUCAAGUUCAAAGGAGUGCAAGAGAUGUUCAACGACUGCGUCGAGUCGCUGAAAGCUCAGGGCCAUUUGCUGGAGUGCCCGUUGUGAAAAUAGAGACAACACGAACAAGAGCCAUAGCCAAACACGUCGCAACUAUGUCUAGAUCAUGUCAGUUCUCGAGUCUUUUUUUUUCCUCUUCAAAUAAUUCCUAUGUCGUCUAGUUACUAUUACCAAACAUCAACUGUCACUCGCAGAUUAUGCGACUACACGAAAUGUUCCCAUAUGCUUUGCAAUUGAUUCAAUCAGCAAUGAAACAUUUGACACAUUGAAUAGAGAAUUCAGUUACUUUUAUCA